UGUCUUGAAGACUUGGAUCCUGUUGUUGCAGCACUUCAAAGAGAGUUUGAAACCGGGAAGCUACAAAGAGAUACAUUUUAUAAGACCGUGCAAAAUGCUUUAGAAUUUGCCCCAAAAUAUGCCCGCCAAACCCAAAAUGUAAUUUCUUCCGCUGAAGAUAUACCGUAUGUUGCAGUACCUACCAGGGUAAGUAUCCUUGAGGUAAUAUUAUGUUAAGAAAACUAAGUGGUUUAUUGAGGUUCACUGGGUUUCCGAACAUGAAUUGCGAGGAAGCUGUUUUCCAUAAGCCCAAUGGUUUCUCUUAAGGCUUCCUAGCCACUUUCUUCUUUGCAUUUCGUUUUAAAUUUUUUCUUUUGUGCAUUGUGUGGCUAAAAUAAAUAGAAGAAAACACUUGUCCACGGACCAAGUGCUUUAUUGUUUCCGAGGUUUUCACUUUUUUUGAACUUUUCAAAUUGUUUCUAAAUCAGGGAUAAGCAUUUAGUGCAAGUCUGAAUGUUUCAAGAUCGCAGCUUCUAGUCAAGGAUUCUAAAAACAAAAUAAAAAUAAAAUUUUAAAUCGAACAGAAACAUUCUGGACAAGAGGCAACCAACUGACUAUUUUAGACCACACAACGUGGUCUAGGAUACUAGGGUAAUGUUGUUAUUCAGUCCCUAAAUUGUUUCUCGUGACAGAUUGUACUGAAAGGCAAGGUGUUUGUGACCGUUGCGCUCCUCUUGGUCAGAAGUUUUAUGAAAGAUGCCUUGGAGCUUGUGACACCUGUGUCAAGGCUGGCAUCCAGUGUAAGAAACUUCUUGUCCUUACUUGGUUUGCUGACUGCGAGGAGAACAACAAAAAGGCAAUGAAGAUUAUGAUAUCCAGCGAAGAUGAAAAUCUCCUGUUCCUCCAACCUUAACUGAAGCUGUUCAUGUUGGAAAGUGUAUGAAGUCCAGUUUUGCGAACUGGUUUCUCCUUUAUGACGAACUUGCGAGCAUUGUACAAUGACUGCUCAGAUGUGGUGAAAAAGCCCUGCCGCAGGCUGUAACCUUAAGUGCAGUCCGCAACAGAUAGGAUGUCAGUACAUGAUCUGCUGCUAAUCACCCAAGACCAUCCUGUAAAAGCUGUCUCACAAAUCGCAUCAAUUGUCCAAAAAGUGGUGCUCGAAACUUUUCACCUACAUAAAGGGAAUUCUGUGGUGUUUUGGAGCACAGAAAGGAGGCAACAAAGCAACUUCUUGCCCAUAAGCAAGAAGUUGAGGAAGAAGAACUAAAGGGCUGAGACAGACCAUGAGGUCGCUGAAGCAAGAAAGGCAGUUGCCCUUAUGGACCUACAGGCUAAGCUUACCGCAGAAAUGGAAGGAAGGUUAACAGACAAGGAAAUAUCACCUACAAUUAAGUCAACACCAUUCAGUCAUGCACCACCUUCACGUGACAAUACUACUUAUACUUCAGGGAACACCAUCAUCCAUUCCUCAUCUAUAGCCUCUACCCAAGUCACUGUCACCCAUGUAAAUUCCACCGGGACUACUGUUUCACUCUCAACCACAGCGAGCGGUCUGAACUCCCUUGUGCUGAGAAGUAGUACUCCUUCAAAGCCACCCUUUUAUCCUCCACCUGUGACACCAAGUCCUUUGCGCCAGCCACUACCCGAGUAACUGUCAUGCCCGUAAACACCACCGGGACUACUGUUUCACCCUAGCCACAGCGAGCCGCCUAAACUUUUCAGUACUGAGCAGUAGCACUUCAUCAAAAUUCUACCAGUCUUCACCUGUAACGCCAAGUUGUUUCACACCAGCCCCUACCCAAGUAACUGUCACGCCUGUGAACACCCUUGGUACUGUUGGUACCCUCAACUACAGCAAGCGGUCUGAAUCUACCUGUCCUGAGCACCAGCACUCCUACAAAAGUUUGCUUACAGUGCUACUCGAGCUCUAACAAAGUUAAAAUCUAGGAAGUGUUUGUCACAAAUCAAUCAUUGGAACAUUGUCAGUAUGGCAGAACGGCUGCUAAGGCCACUUUAACACAAGCUUGCCGCACUGGCCUAUGACUUGGAAACAAAGGGCCAACAUUUCCCAACCCUGACGGAUUUUGUUGCCUUUGUGAACAAGCAUGCGAGCAUCGCGAACCAUCCUGUCAGCUGCAAACCCCAGCGCAGAUUCACCGCAGCAACCCUUCCACAAAUAAAGGCAAGCCGUCUGACAAGAAAAGGGAAAGGGAAAUUUGUAGAUGCACAGUGAACGUUAACAAUCACAGCAAUCUGGCUGAACCAAUUGAUGAGGACCCUGACAUUACGAAAUGUAUGAUGAACGUUACCAAUCAUAGCGACCCUGACAAGAAGCCAACCAAGCAGUCCCCAAAAAAG
Messenger RNA from Porites evermanni, 2337 nucleotides. The record is from the annotation of a GenBank genome assembly. Lineage: Eukaryota; Metazoa; Cnidaria; Anthozoa; Scleractinia; Poritidae.